Molecule: messenger RNA, 622 nt
Organism: Rubroshorea leprosula
Lineage: Eukaryota; Viridiplantae; Streptophyta; Magnoliopsida; Malvales; Dipterocarpaceae
Source: the annotation of a GenBank genome assembly
AAUACAAUCAAUUAUCCGAAAUUCAUUGAAAAAAGGAGGGGAAGUUUGUUAAGGCAAGAACAAAUUUUCCAAAACGGUCUUCUCUUCUCCGGAGUCGGAUUCAUUAAACUGAAAAAAUGGCGUACAGAGGACGGCAGGGGAUGACCAGAGCCUCCACCUUCAAGGAUGAAAUUAACAAUCAUGUCGAUGACAGCAACGAUAAAUCUUCCGAUUCGCACUUUACAUCGUCGCAUUCAUUUCCCUCGUCCUCGUUGCAUCCGCUAUCGACGAGAUCACCUUCCGAUUCCCUUGCCGCUCAGGCAAUCCGUGCCUCCGCCGCUCGCCGCGAGUCCCCUGUAUUCGGAGGAGACACUUCUCCUCGAUUCGUAGGAGGAGACCGAGACACUUCUCCUGGAUCUAAGGGUGGGUAUCCAACCCACCAUGGGAAAGGGGGAAAUGCACUACAAGCUCUAAGGCCGUUUGAGCCGAGAGGCCAAGUGCAAUCAAGAUAACUUUUUUUUUUUUUUAAAUAGUUUUGUCAUGGGUGGGUUUGAAACCCGCCCAGAAGCGGAGGAUAUGCACUUUUCAGUGGCUCUAGUUACUGGACCACACGGGUCAAGUGCAAUCAAGAUAACUUUUGGAG